This is a messenger RNA of Sesamum indicum (sesame), 899 nucleotides long. RefSeq lists its product as uncharacterized. Gene Ontology annotation, molecular function: protein heterodimerization activity; DNA-binding transcription activator activity, RNA polymerase II-specific; RNA polymerase II cis-regulatory region sequence-specific DNA binding. Gene Ontology annotation, cellular component: CCAAT-binding factor complex; nucleus. Gene Ontology annotation, biological process: regulation of transcription by RNA polymerase II. The record is from RefSeq and is a predicted model, not a curated record. NCBI's taxonomy places the organism in Eukaryota, Viridiplantae, Streptophyta, Magnoliopsida, Lamiales, Pedaliaceae.
UUAAUCCCAUGUAAGAAACACAAAAUUAUCCAAAAAAAAACAUCACAGCCAUCCUCCCAAACAUGAAAAGAGAGAGGGACAAUGAAGAUGAGGGGCCUCAAAUUGGGCAAAAUAGCCCCUUUAGAAUCAGCCUAGAAAGUGCAUGUCCCAACACAACCAACAUCAACGAUCACAACUCCACCCUCUCCGCUACCCAUUCUACCAAUGCCAAUGCCGGCGGCAUCAGGGCCACCGCCACUACCAACAACAAUAUUAGUAAUAAAGAACAAGAUCGGUUUCUCCCCAUAGCCAAUGUGGGUCGGAUCAUGAAAAAGGUUAUUCCUGGGAAUGGCAAAAUCUCCAAGGAUGCGAAAGAGACCGUUCAAGAAUGUGUGUCGGAGUUCAUCAGCUUUGUGACGGGAGAAGCCUCCGAGAAAUGCCAACGUGAGAAGAGGAAGACCAUCAACGGAGAUGAUAUUCUUUGGGCCAUUAUGACUCUUGGCUUUGAAGAUUAUGUAAAUCCACUUAAACUUUAUCUUACCAAGUACAGAGAGAUAGAAGGAGAGAAGCUUAAUGUUCCAAAACAACAGCGUCCGGAACAACAUGAGCAGAAGCAGCCAGACAUGCCAUAUAAUAGUGUAUAUUCUUCGACAAAUAUGAUGUCUCAGCCGUCUUUCGUGUCGGGUGAUCCGCCAUUUCCAUUGCCUUUCACUCAAACUUCAAUCCCCAAAAUUUUGCCUCAGCAAAACCAAUUCGAUUGGAAUUGGUAAAACAAGGAACGAACAAUUCUUUUUGUUAAUGUUUUGAUCAUGUAAUAUAGAUAGCCCGGAAACAAUGCAAGUUUCAUAACAUGUUAGUAUAGAUGGGAAUAUAUACAACAUUAAUUAAUUCACACCAUGUGUGGUGUUUGUUACGCACAA